This is a messenger RNA of Dicentrarchus labrax (European seabass), 5212 nucleotides long. RefSeq names its product transducin-like enhancer protein 1. NCBI's taxonomy places the organism in Eukaryota, Metazoa, Chordata, Actinopteri, Moronidae. The transcript has 20 exons. The coding region runs from base 758 to 3112 and encodes 784 amino acids. Gene Ontology annotation, biological process: regulation of DNA-templated transcription; negative regulation of canonical Wnt signaling pathway. Gene Ontology annotation, molecular function: transcription corepressor activity; protein binding. Gene Ontology annotation, cellular component: transcription regulator complex; nucleus. The record is from RefSeq and is a predicted model, not a curated record.
GCAGAGCUAGACGGUGGACUGUUGCUGCCGCUGUGGGAGUUGUUGCUAUCAAAACUAACAACAUCUUUCCUCCUUUUUUUUUUUUUUUUAAAUGGUGAAACCUAUUUUGGACGCAGGUUUUUGCAUCCAAACUCAGCGGGGAAGUAAAUAUUUCUGUUUUUGUUGACUGUUCAACCGCCAGCUAGCGACCGCGGCGAGUCAAGUGGGAACUCUUCACUGCAAUUAACUUGUGUGGAUUUGUUUCUGAUGCUCUGACUGACAGUUUGCGGCUGUCGGUUUGAGGCUCCGCUGGCUUGAAUUUGUUCUUGUUUGUUUGGUCGCCUCUCUGUACUCGGAAUACAUCGGAUCCUACACAAAAUACAAACGCCGGAGUGAUUGAGGUGGCUCCAGUCUUUUUUCAUUUCUCACCUGGUUCUUACUCUCCUCCUCCUCCUCCUCCUCCUCCCCCCUUAGCUGCCUCCAGCUAAUGAGCCGUUUCCCGUGUUUUUCCGGGUGAUUUACGGCCGCACUGCCGGUGGAGCGGAGUGGAGACAGAGAGGAGCAGGGAUUCGAAUUAAACGGUCGGCGAACUCGGAGGGAACCGUCGGUUUUGUUUGAAAUUAACGACCGUUGGUCCGAAUAAUAACGGCGGAUGGAUUCGUCUCCGUGAUUAGGAGCACCCCACAUCCUCACAGUACCCGCAUUUAAUCCCUUGAAGCGGGUUGUUUUUUUUUUUUUGUAAAAAGAAGGAAACGGUUACAUCUUCCCGGAGAUAACAAUGUUUCCCCAGGGGCGACACCCGGCGCCCCACCAGGCUCCAGGCCAGCCCUUCAAGUUCACCAUCCCAGAGUCACUGGACCGCAUCAAGGAGGAGUUCCAGUUUCUUCAAGCACAGUACCACAGUCUCAAGCUGGAGUGUGAGAAGCUGGCCAGUGAAAAGACGGAGAUGCAGAGACACUAUGUCAUGUACUACGAGAUGUCCUAUGGCCUCAACAUCGAAAUGCACAAACAGACGGAGAUUGCCAAGAGACUAAACACCAUCUGUGCACAAGUCAUUCCCUUCCUUUCACAGGAGCAUCAGCAGCAGGUGGUCCAAGCCGUGGAGCGAGCAAAACAGGUGACCAUGGCAGAGCUCAAUGCCGUUAUCGGGGUACGUGGACUGCCAGGUCUUCCACCCAGCCAGCAGCACCUAUCCCAUAACCACGGUGGUGCCCCUGUGCCCCUCACCCCUCACCCUGCCGGCCUCCACCCCUCUCAGCUGGGUGGUUCGGCUGGUCUCCUGGCUCUAUCAGGAGCACUUGGUACUCUUCCUCCCCAUCUGGUGGGAAAAGAUGGUGGUGAUAAAAAGCCCCACAUGUCCGGACCAGACUCUCACCCUGCAGGACCUGAACACCUGAGAGAGCGAGAGCCCGGCACAAGUAACUCCUUGCUGCCAGAAAGUCUUAGGAACUCAGAUAAGCGACGUAACGGACCAGAGUUUCCAAAUGACACCAAAAAACGCAAGGUGGAAGACAAGGACUCAAGCCACUAUGAUAGCGACGGGGAGAAAAGUGAUGAUAAUUUAGUGGUGGAUGUCUCGAAUGAGGAUCCAGCCUCCCCUCGUGGCACGCCUCUCCCCUCACCAAGAGAAAAUGGCCUGGAUAAAGCACGUCUUCUCAAGAAAGACCCCUGCAGUCCAGCCUCUACUGCAUCAUCAGCUAGCUCCUCCUCCCUCAAGUCCAAAGAGAUGUCAAUGCGAGACAAGGCAGGUACACCUGGACUAAAGUCAAGCACACCCACACCAAGAGGUGACUCCACCCCAGGUCCGAGCUCUACUCCUGGAAUCAGGCCCAGUCUGUCAAAACCCCCCUCCAUGGAGUUACCACAUCCACCUACUGCAGGUCUGCGGACCCCCCUGGCUGUACCAGGCCCAUACCCGGGUGCAUUUGGCAUGUUGCCCCACGCAGCAGGGAUGAAUGGGGAGCUGGCCGGAGCAGCGGGGGCUGCGGCCUAUGCUGCCGGAUUGCACAACAUGUCACCUCAAAUGAGUGCUGCUGCUGCGGCCGCUGUAGCUGCGUAUGGCCGUUCACCAAUGGUUAGUUUUGAUCCUCAUCCUCACAUGCGAGUUCCUGGGAUGCCUCCCAGUCUGACGGGAAUCCCUGGUGGCAAACCUGCUUACUCCUUUCACGUGGCAGCCGACGGACAGAUGCAGCCGGUGCCGUUCCCCCCGGACGCCUUGGUGGGCCCAGGGAUUCCUCGCCACGCCCGUCAGAUCAACACACUGAACCACGGAGAGGUGGUGUGCGCCGUUACCAUCAGUAACCCCACCCGACACGUUUACACUGGAGGGAAGGGUUGUGUCAAAGUCUGGGACAUUAGUCACCCAGGAAACAAGAGCCCGGUUUCACAGCUUGACUGUCUGAACCGAGACAACUACAUCCGCUCCUGUCGUCUCCUCCCUGAUGGUCGGACGCUGAUUGUUGGAGGUGAGGCGAGCACGCUGUCAAUAUGGGAUUUGGCCACGCCUACUCCCAGGAUUAAGGCAGAGUUAACAUCAUCAGCACCUGCAUGUUACGCUCUGGCCAUCAGCCCGGACUCCAAGGUCUGCUUCUCUUGCUGCAGUGAUGGAAACAUCGCAGUCUGGGAUUUACACAACCAGACACUCGUUAGGCAGUUCCAGGGCCACACCGAUGGAGCCAGUUGUAUCGACAUCUCCAAUGAUGGCACCAAGCUGUGGACCGGAGGCCUCGAUAACACUGUCCGCUCUUGGGAUCUGAGAGAGGGACGGCAGCUGCAGCAGCAUGACUUUACGUCACAGAUCUUCUCUCUCGGGUACUGUCCAACAGGAGAGUGGCUCGCUGUGGGAAUGGAGAGCAGCAACGUUGAAGUCCUUCAUGUCACCAAACCUGACAAAUACCAGCUUCAUCUACAUGAGAGCUGUGUGCUCUCCCUGCAGUUUGCCUAUUGUGGUAAAUGGUUUGUGAGCACAGGGAAGGAUAACUUACUGAACGCAUGGAGAACACCGUAUGGAGCCAGCAUAUUCCAGUCUAAAGAAUCAUCCUCGGUACUAAGCUGUGACAUAUCUGUGGACGACAAGUACAUCGUCACCGGUUCAGGGGACAAGAAGGCCACUGUUUACGAGGUCAUCUACUAAACAUAUGGAAAGAAAGGGAGGACAUUUUGUACUUUCCCUCACACCCGAUAUGUUUCUAGAGAUUUUCGCAUGGAGUCAGAAAUCGCAGGCAAGAGUGACCUUGAUGGCACCUUCUUUUUUUCUGUCACAUCUGCCGAGGAGACACAGAAAGGAGACAAACAUUUUACACGCACACAUCUAUUGUGCAUGUAUACGUGACUCCAUAUCAGCUGGGAAUUAACUGGAACAGCUGGAUGUUAAUGGAAGGAGAGGAACUAUUUGGAUGUUCGUGUCUCGACUGCUUUCUGCUAUGGACUGCACAGGGAUCAGUUACAGGGACCAGACAAUGACUGAACCAAAAGGGGGCAGAGGGAGAACACUGUACUGAACGUCAGAUUUUAAAACACACUUCGAGUGUGACAACCAGGGGGCAGAGACCCUAGAACGAACACUCAAACCAGAUGAUUGAAUAUUGAAUAUGUAUGUGGACGGAAACUGAUAAAAUAAUGCAUAGACGGAGGAGGAGAAAGCAACACAUUGAGUGCAGAACAUGUUGGUUUUUAUUUUGUUCCAGACAGACAGUGCCCACAGCCUGUUGAUCUCUCAGCUCUGACUCUCUGACCUUAGAACCUCAGCUUGCUGUUCUGAUACGCCUACACUGUCUGAAAAAGUACCUUUUCUGUCUUAACAGUAAGUCCUAUCCCCACUAACUGCACUGUAGUGGUAGCUGUCCACCUACACGCUUAGUACACACACACACACACACACACACACACACACACACAACACAAUGACAGUUUUGAACAUAAUGAAGGCUGUGUUGAUUUGUCUAGCAUCAUGCUGUUGUUGAUUUCUGUGAUGGGUUAGUUUGAUCCUCGUGAAGCAAAGUGCAUUUAAAAGGUAGAAAGAUUUGCUUUCCAAAACCAAAUAAGCACCCAGGGCAGGAUCAUACACUUUAAAUGCUGUUACAGAACGUGUUGGUUGUUUUCUUCUUUUUUUCCCUCUCUGGUAUUUCAAAUGAUUCUGGUUGAAAGACCAAUUGGUGAAGGUGGAAUAAGUUUCAGAGAUUGAAUUAAUCGUCAAAUUCCAUUGAUCAACCUCUUCUACUGUACCUGCAGCCAAUCAUUUCCAUACUUGGCUGUACUCCACAGUCCACAAGCAACAUAAGCCUUCAUACUGGCAGAGCGAGCCCCACCUUUACUCAGACUAUUACUGAACUGACAUUAGUAUUGGUAAUCAGUCACAUGGCCUUUUCCAUGUGGUCUUGUUGAAGUCUAGGCGUGCCCCCUGCUGAUAAUGUUAAUGCAGUUUGUUUGCUUGUGGUCUCUUUCACAGUAAGUUCAUUGGUUGAGGUCCUAAUGAUUACAAUUAAUGCUCUUGAAUUAAAUGUUUUUCCCUUAAUUUGAAACAGCCCUUUGGUUUCUGUCUUCACUGUUGUAAAUUCACCCCGGCCCUGCCUUUUGUACACUCUCUCACACGAUGUGUUACUGUAUGAGAUGGUUAAUCACGCUUCAUAAAUGGGGACUAACUGUACUUCUAAAAAAAGAUCAUCUUGACAAAUAAAUUAAUCUUGUGUCAAACAAGAGAAAAGACCUUUCUACCAUAUUCACUAAACAAACAUCUGAAAAUCAGAAUUGUCUUUUUUUUUUUUUUUUACAAAAUAAUGGUCAUUUAUUUCUGCUAAUGUUCUUGAAUGUGGGACAAUUGCCUUUGAAAAGUACAACUGUGUCAUGUUGUUUUUUCACCUUACACAAAAGAUUUAAGAAUACCAGCUAGAUUAAAUUAUUUGUCAAGAUAGUCUCAUAGAGAAGGUUAGCGAAGGUGCAGUUGUAUUUCAGCUUCAGGAAGGAAUCAGUCAGUUUCAGCCAUUUUUAAACUCGUUAAUUUCAUGACAUUGUGCUUCGUUUUUUUUAAAUCUAUUUUUGUCUGUUGAAUGUUUGUAAAAAUGUAUAUAUCUGUUUUUUUUUUCUUACAGGACAUGCUUUAGAAAUAACAAACUGUUUUUGUACGUCUUUUACAUGGAAAAGAAACGUCUAAUCAGGAGAAAUACUAAAUGGUCUUAAUGCUAGUUUAUCUAAAAUGAUUGAAAUAUCUAGACAAUAAAUGUGGUUUUUUUUGUAA